AAGAUACAAAUCAGGUAGAAUAUUUACCACCAGUUGAUGUUACCGGGAUGCUUGAAAGGGUUCGAGCUGCAAUUUAUCUUUCAUUAGAUGAAUUAUGGUCCGUUCCAUUUGAUAAUGCCUUAAUUGUCACAUUUCUUGACCCAAGAUUUAAACAUUUUAAUUGGGCAUCUAAUGGCGAACGAGAUAAGGCAUAUCAUUUGGUAAAAACUCUAUACGGCGAAAAUGGUGCAAUAAAGAAACUUAAAGAAAAUGAUAUUAUCAAUUGGGAAAAGGCAUUUAAAAUGACUUUUCAAGAUCCUGGAAGCUAUGUAGGCUAUUUACAUGAAGAAAUUCAAUUUGGAAUUAAAAAUGCAAACGCAUAUUAUAAUUAUAUAGCACUUAUACAAAGCUCUGGAUAUGGAAAAAGCCGAGCUGUUAGGGAGCUUUCAAAAUUGAAUUAUUGGAUAUUAUUAUUCUGUUUCCGGUCAAAUGAAUCAUCAGGUUUUCCUCUAAAAACACCCAAAUCUAAUGACUUUCUCAAAGAGUUACAUGAGUGUGAAAAUGCAGAUGAUGUUGAAAAACUAGCUUUACUUUGGAUUAGUGUUUCUAUGCAG
Funneliformis geosporum is the source of this 593-nucleotide messenger RNA. The record is from the annotation of a GenBank genome assembly. NCBI's taxonomy places the organism in Eukaryota, Fungi, Glomeromycota, Glomeromycetes, Glomerales, Glomeraceae.